Messenger RNA from Cyprinodon tularosa, 2301 nucleotides. RefSeq names its product transmembrane protein 51b (gene tmem51b). The record is from RefSeq and is a predicted model, not a curated record. NCBI's taxonomy places the organism in Eukaryota, Metazoa, Chordata, Actinopteri, Cyprinodontiformes, Cyprinodontidae. Bases 1 to 843 code for a protein of 280 amino acids. The transcript has 2 exons.
AUGUGUUCCAGUCCAAGUAUUUGUGGGGGCAACAACCGUCCAAACAGAUCCAGCUCUGAAACCAGAGGUUCAGGUGCCCACUAUGCCCUGUGUGCCCUGGGAGUGGGACUCAUCGCCCUUGGGAUCGUCAUGAUAGUCUGGACUGUGAUACCUGAGGAUGCAUUGUCAGGUUCUACAAAUUCCACUUCCUUAGGUACUAAGCCUGAUGAUGAUGAAGAAGAAGACAACACAGAUCGCAGCAAAUCCUCAUCGGUGGCAUUGGUGCUCGUUGGAGUUGGGAUUGUCAUGCUGCUGUUGUCUAUAUGCCUUGGUUUGAGGAGUAAGAGGAGAGCUCGAAACCAAAACCAGUCAGCGACAACAGGAGAAGGUUUCAUGGACCACGUCGCAGGAGUGGAACAGCCGACUGUAGACCCAGAGGCGUAUAACGUGCCAAGUUAUGAGGAGGUUGUUGCCAGUGGCAACUACCCCGUUCGCCAGAGCAACCUGAGGCAGAGCACCUCACAGCUACCGUCCUAUGAGGACAUCCUUGCAGCUGUAGAAAAUGAGGGAUCACAGCCUGCUAACAACUCCACGGAGAACAGCCCUCUGAAUGACCAAGCCCCAGCUGGUGCUCAGCCCCCUGCAGAGCCCUCCAGCCUCACAUCACAACCCAGCCUGCCGACACGCAGCGCCAGCCGGGCCAGCCGACUGCUGAAGCCCCUCAGAGUAAGACGGAUAAAGUCAGACAAACUGCACCUGAAAGACUUUCGCCUCCAGAUCCGCACCCCCACACAGAACCCAGUGACCAUUGAACCCAUCACUCCACCCCCAGGGUACGAGAACAAGCUGCCUGAAUUACAGUAAUGGCUCAUUCUUCUUUCCCGUUUGGUCAAUGGCUGAUUAAAAUCUAUGAAAUUUUCUAAUGGAUUUAGAGGACUGCUGGUAAUAUUUCUGAGAGCCUGUAAGAGCUCCAUGAAGUAGGUAGAUGUGCCAGUUGAGCAGGAUGAUGGAGGCAGAGGCACUCCGGAAAUGAAAAAGUUUCUGACAGACCUCUUUAUCCACAAAGCUCCCGAUUGGCUAAUAUUUAACACCUCUGACCAAAGGUAACCAUUUUUUAAAUGUAACUUGUGUCAAGUAGAGGACCGCAUUUCAGUUUUAUUUAUUAUUUGAAUAAAAUGCCUCUAAACACAAUAUGUUGUUGCUCUGUUAUGUCAAAUGAAACUGUAUGUUUUGAUCCAGUCAGAAAUUUAAAAUCAGUUAUCAGGUAGAUGUUUGGUUUGAGAUAUAAAACAACUGUGACAAAAAUGUGAGUAUGGAGAUUUAGUUAGUACGGUGAUAACUCUUAAUCUUUUUAUCUAAAAGAACUUAGUAAAAAUGUUGUCAUUCAUAUAGACAUUAGAAGAGGGAAAAGCUUUAAUUUUAAACUUGUGUAAGUAAUACAGGUUGAGACAUUUUUUUAAUAUAUAUAUAUAUAAAUGUUUUAAACCUUAAAGUAUGUAUAACUGUUUUAAAUAUUUUUAAGAAAUGGUGGCAAAUAAAAAGAUUUGUUUCUGUUAGGUUUUCUGUAAAUGUAUGUUGCAGAUGGUAGUAAUACCUUUUUAAUGCUUAACUAUUGUACUUUUAAGUCUACUUUUUUCAUAAUUUGCAUGGUGUACCUGUAAACUGUGUAUAUAUAUCUAUAAAAUACAAAUUCUGUUUCACUUUUGCGUAGUAAAAUUAACUCUCAAAACUUUAGUUUUUUCAUUAUAAUUUUUUUUUCUCCUUCCAUAUAAAAUGUUUUAGUUUACUUCACUUUAGAUUAUUUUGGUAACUUUGCCGCCCUCUAGUGGUAAGAAUGUUAUUCUCACUGUGAUGUGGCUACAUUCUAAUGUGAAAGCGCAUUGUGAAAUGUCAAAUUUUUCUUUUAUAAUCUUUUUUUAACAGUGACCUACAUUAAAAGGUUGAAGGUUUUGUUAGAUUUUUUUAUUUAGUUAUCUUGUGUUGCUCCAACAUUGAGGAAUGUUUCCUGCAGCUGGUUUAGUUUUUUUGUGAAAUAUCACUGUCUCAAUUCUUUUGUAAACUUUUUUUUUUUUUUUUUUUUUUUUUUUUUUUUUUUUUACUGGCACUAACACCUAACAUUGUUGGAAUAUGUGCUCUUUUUUUCCCCCUUACACUUACCAGAAAGUUUAUUUUUGGUCUCAUCUAACCAGAGUUUCUUCUUCGACAUGUUUGCCAUCUCUCCUAAACUGCUUUUAAGCAACUCCUAACUUUACUGUUUUUGUCUUGCCACACCAUGGUGUCUUUUGGCUGCUUCUCUGAUUGAUAAAUUAUUUCUUUAAUCUG